AGCAGUGGUGUACCAAUGACGUGUUAUUUGUUAACUCAACACCAAUCAAUCCGAACUGAUUAACAAUCUUUUCUUUUCAAGCUGAAAUGUAUUAUUUACAAAUAUCUACUCCAACGUAUUUAAAAACACAAUUAUAAUCAAACAGAAAAUCUAUAAUUGUUAGCUAAAGGUAGCGUAAAUUUUACUGUAUUUUAAAACCUCAACAUUUUAUUAUAAAGCAUUUUUACAUAAACAAAAAUAAAUAAUUUAAAAUAUUGCCAUGUUAUGUUUGUUGUUGUUGUCUAGUCAGAAACUGUCAAUCGGAUAAGUUGGCGAUCCAGAAUGCCUUCGAUAGUUGAUUACUUUUCAUCCAGGCAUGGCUCCUGCGGAUACUGCAAGUCCACUGACACCAGCCAGAAUUACAGCAUGUGGGCCCAUGUCAUCACAGCACAGGACUACCAGGAUCUCAUCGACAGGGGCUGGAGAAGGAGUGGGAAGUACUGCUACAAGCCAAACAUGAAGGCAACUUGUUGUCCACUCUACACUAUCAAGUGCGACGCGACUGAAUUCAAACCUUCUAAAUCUCAGAAGAAAUUGCUAAAAAGAGUUUCAAAAUAUCUCAUGGACGGAAAACGUAACGAGUGUCCGAACGACAGUUUAGAAGACGAAACCCCAGUUCCAAAUGAUCAAGGGUUUGUUAUGACGGACAUCAGUUCCGAAAACAUUCAACUAAAUCUGGAGGACAUCGAAAAGGUCGAAAUUUUGUCAGUUAUUCCAGGAGAAGGAAGUAUUUGCACUAAUAAGUUGGAUAAUGAUAAGAGUUCAAAUGAACAAAAAGAAACUGAGCCUGCUGAUGUAAAUACAAAGAGAACACAGAGUUUAAACCUAGAAGAUGGUAAAGAAGCGGGCAAACCUAAAUGCAAGAAGGCAAAAUUGAUACGACUAGAGAAGAAGAAACAGAAACAAAGCGCUGCAUCAAAUGUAAACGUAAAAACAAAAGGCAAUCAGGAAAAAUCCCUUGAAGAUUUUAUUAUAUAUGAAAAUCCUACAUUACAGUUGGAGCUGAGGCUAGUCUGUUUAGAACCCGAAAGUAAACAGUUUGAAGAUACGUUCGAGGAGAGUUUCGCAGUAUAUCAAAAAUAUCAAACAACCAUUCACAAAGAUACACCGAGCCAGUGCAAUAAGAAACAGUUCAGAAGAUUUUUAGUCACCAGCCCUUUAAAAAGGGAGAUGAGUGUAAAAGGCCUCCCGUGUGGAUAUGGCUCUUUUCAUCAACAGUAUUGUCUCAAUGGAAAAAUAAUUGCAGUAGGCGUAAUAGAUGUAUUGCCGACAUGUAUUUCAUCAGUUUAUUUUUUCUAUGACCCCGAUUAUUCAUUUCUUUCGCUAGGGACGUACAGCUCUUUAAGAGAAAUUGCUUAUGUGAGAAGCCUUAAUAAAACUUUUCCGCAGAUGAAAUACUAUUAUAUGGGUUUCUAUAUUCAUAAUUGCCCAAAAAUGUGUUACAAAGCUCGCCUUUCUCCGUCUUUUCUGCUCUGCCCUGAAAGUUAUACAUGGCACCCAGUGGACGAAGCUAAAAAAAAGCUCGACAUGAAUAAAUAUUCAAGGUUGGGAGGGACCGAAGAAGAAGAUAAAAACUGUUUUAAAUCAAUUCACGAUGUAUUGAUCUUCUGCGGCAUGGGCAUGACCUAUGAAUAUUACAAGAGCAAAACUGGAAUUAACAAAGAUAGAGAAAUCGAAGAGUACGGUCAACUCGUUGGAUCAAAAUGCGCAAAGAGAAUGCUUCUUUAUCAAUCUUCGGAGAGUGAUUAAGUGUCUUAAGUUUGAAGAAAUAAACCGAAACAAUUUGAGAAUUCAGCAUUCAUUAUCUGAAAUCUCUUUUACUUUUAUUUGCAGUAUUAAUUAGCUUCAAAAUAAUCGUCUUAUUUAAAAAAGAAUUUGAAGAUAAAAUACGGAGUUAACAUCUUUCAAAAACUUUGUACAAAUCAGGCAGGCUCGCCAGUU
Molecule: messenger RNA, 1980 nt
Organism: Cimex lectularius (bed bug)
Lineage: Eukaryota; Metazoa; Arthropoda; Insecta; Hemiptera; Cimicidae
Product: arginyl-tRNA--protein transferase 1-like
Exons: 12
Coding region: 322-1788 (488 amino acids)
Biological process (GO): protein arginylation
Cellular component (GO): cytoplasm
Molecular function (GO): arginyl-tRNA--protein transferase activity
Source: RefSeq, a predicted model, not a curated record